AUGCCAAACCUAAUCGAUCAAGAUCAGCAAUGGCUACUCAAUUGCCUGAAUGCCACUCUCGAUCCUAACCAGGAAAUCCGUUCCUUCGCCGAAGCUUCUCUUCAUCAAGCCUCUCUUCAACCAGCUGCGGUGCUACUAAAGCAAUUUAUUAAGAAACAUUGGCACGAAGGCGAGGAGUCUUUUGAGCCUCCUGUAGUUGCAACUGAAGAGAAGGAAGCUAUACGGAGACUACUUUUACCUUCGUUGGAUGACUCUCAUCGGAAAAUUUGCACCGCAAUUAGUAUGGCUAUUGCUUCGAUUGCUGUGUAUGACUGGCCUGAGAAUUGGCAUGAUUUAUUACCGUUUCUUUUGAAGUUGAUAAGUGAUCAAACUAAUGUGAGUGGAGUGCAUGGAGCUCUAAGGUGUCUGGCUCUUCUCUCUGGGGAUUUGGAUGAUACAGUGGUGCCAACACUAGUACCGGUUUUGUUCCCAUGUUUGCAUACAAUUGUAUCAUCACAUCAGAAUUAUGACAACUAUUUGCGUACCAAAGCCCUUACAAUAGUUCAUUCUUGCACGUCUAUGCUUGGGGUCAUGAGUGGUGUAUACAAGACAGAAACCAGUGCCUUGAUAACACCAAUGCUUAAACCCUGGAUGGAUCAGUUCUCUGUUAUCCUAGAACGGCCUAUGCAAGCUGAAGAUCCUGAUGAUUGGAGCUUGAGAAUGGAGGUUUUAAAGUGCUUGAAUCAGUUUGUUCAGAAUUUCCCUGGUCUUACUGAAAAUGAAUUCAUGGUUAUAGUUGGACCAUUGUGGCAAACAUUUGUAACAUCUCUAAGUGUGUACGUGCGGUCAUCAAUUGAAUGUACAGAAGAUCCUUAUGGUGAUAGAUAUGAUUCUGAUGGUGCAGAGAAAAGUCUUGAUUCAUUUAUCAUCCAGGCACCAAGUGACCUCCUUGAGGAGAGAUGGCAACAGGAUGGCUACCCAUGA
This is a messenger RNA of Dovyalis caffra, 963 nucleotides long. The record is from the annotation of a GenBank genome assembly. NCBI's taxonomy places the organism in Eukaryota, Viridiplantae, Streptophyta, Magnoliopsida, Malpighiales, Salicaceae.